Molecule: messenger RNA, 642 nt
Organism: Haemonchus placei
Lineage: Eukaryota; Metazoa; Nematoda; Chromadorea; Rhabditida; Trichostrongylidae
Source: the annotation of a GenBank genome assembly
AUGGAUGGAGAGGUACAACGUUACGCACGACAAAAUAUCAACGCUGCCGGUUUGGGUGUUCGAAAUGUACGGUCCGGUCCUGCGACGGUAGCAGUUUAUGUUCGCUUUCUUAAUCUAGCUGAUGUUGAUGUGGAUGUCAUUUGGAUCAAUGAAGAGGGGAGAGGGAUUCGUUAUGGACAAUUGAAGAAGUCUGAGUAUUUAGACAUCAGCACGUAUGAAGGUCAUCCGUGGAUAUUCAGAGAGUCUGGAGUCGGUGACCUACUUAUAGGGCAACCUGGACGAAUUACUGUGUACUUUCCCAAGCGAGAUAAUAUCAAUGUCAUAAGUCGCGUUUGCAUUCUAAUAACUUUCCCUCUGAUGUCAUUGCGAGAUUGGGCAGUACGUGCUGUAGCAAAUUUCGUGGAGAUUGCUCCAUAUGCUUUAUUGACGUUACCUAUUCCAGCCAGUCAGAUAAAAGUCGUACAAAGUUUACUUGUGCAUCGACUUCAAUAUGUCAGUAUGUUUGAACCGAAUCCUUUGGUCGGACGGCGUCUGCGGGCGACAGUACGACGCUACAUGAAUCCGUCACUGCCGAUGCCCGAUCCAUUACCUCUCAUUAGAAAUGACUCUGGAGAAGAUGGAAGCGAGAAUCGUGAGAAUUGA